AUGGAAGGGUCUUGUGUGUGUAACAACGGAACCUACAACUCCACGGUUGUCCAGAUUCCGGCCGUCUCAUCGACUCUUGGAACAAAUUAUCAAGCUUGUGCAAUUGCAAACAAUCCGUGUACAUCAAAACCUUGUCCUGCAAACUCAAACUGUAUUCGGUCGAAUGUCAACUAUCGAUGCACUUGUUGGGCCAAUUUCACGGGAGCCUCCUGCAACAUUUCGCUUCCGACGGGAGUCUGUGCGAGUUCUCCUUGCCAGAACGGUGCCACUUGUGAUGACAACGGAGAUGGAACGUUCAAUUGUACUUGUGCUGCGAAUUAUAUGGGAGAGCUUUGUGAAAACUUCAAUUACUGCUCCAACAACAAUCAAUGCUGGAAUGGUGGAAAAUGUCUGCUGUUGUUCUCGGGGGAGGAUUUGUUUGUGAAAGCGAAUUUCGUGACUCUUUUCCCCUUUCAGCUAUUGCAAUUGUACUUCUGCUUGGCAAGGGAAACAAUGUGGCACAGCGACUCUGAUACCUCGAUUUUUCAGCUGCUGACACAUCGGCUGGCUGCUGGGCAACUUCAACAACGAAUUCGCAAGGGCUCAACGAUGCAAAUUGCACUACAACCAGUAGUAUCUCAUUUCCAACACCUUGGGGUUGCCGUUCCCUUUUCCAACAACAAGUUAUCAACGAUGCUUCAU
Molecule: messenger RNA, 681 nt
Organism: Mesorhabditis belari
Lineage: Eukaryota; Metazoa; Nematoda; Chromadorea; Rhabditida; Rhabditidae
Source: the annotation of a GenBank genome assembly